Messenger RNA from Neohortaea acidophila, 2157 nucleotides. RefSeq lists its product as uncharacterized. Lineage: Eukaryota; Fungi; Ascomycota; Dothideomycetes; Mycosphaerellales; Teratosphaeriaceae. Bases 1 to 2157 code for a protein of 718 amino acids. The record is from RefSeq and is a predicted model, not a curated record. The transcript has a single exon.
AUGCUCGCCCUUCUCUCCCACAACCCCACCAUUCGAGCUACCGACUUGCCGGGCAACAAGAUGCUAACAGAAAACGGGGACGUGGCGUUCAAAGACUCCGGCGCCGUGCUCGUAGACCUGUUUGCCGAACUCGAAGACACCAUCUCCGCUGACCGGCUGAAAAAGGUCCUGGAGCAGGCGUGGGCGGAGGAUGCGUUGUCUACUCUGAAGAUCAUCUGGAAUGCUCGUUCCAUCCAUCUUGGCAAGUCGAGCCGGGUUACCUUCUAUCGGGCGGUUGGUUGGCUUUAUCGAAAUCACCCUUUGACGCUGAUCACCAAUUUGCCGUGGCUUGUGAGGCCUGUUAUUCGGAAGAAGGCGCCGAAGGAAGCCAGCGGGAAUUGGACUGAUGCUGGCAAAGAUGUGGACGUGGUCGAUGCUGAGGAUGCCGACAGCGAUUUCGAGCUCAUUGAGAACGAAGAUGACGACGAGAAAGGAGAGCCUGUGCGGAAAAGGGCGAAGGUAGACGAUGGGCUUGCCGAAUUCGACAUCAAAUACGGCGUCGCUCAUGGGUAUUGGAAGGAUCUCCUCAACAUCCUGGCACUGGCCGCCAACAAUGAGCUGAAAGUCGAUGGCGACCCACGGAAAGUGCUGAAUGUGAAGGCGAACAACAACAAGAAUCUCCGCGAUUGGACGGAGGGCAAAGGGCGAAGGAAGAAGACCAUCCAGGCACGCCAUGCAUCUGCGGUGUCGAAGCUCGACAAGGACGGCACGUACAAGGCUCUCCAUCUCAGCGUUGCGCGUUUGUUCGCGGACCAGCUCACACUCGAUCUCGCUCGCCUGCAAUCCGGAGACCGCGCGGAGAAAAAGCAAAUCAGCCUCGCUGCGAAAUGGGCACCGACGCAUAAGGGCAUGCACGACCAGUACACCUGCAUCGUCAGCUCCAUCGCCGAACUCUUGUAUCCUUUCGACAAGCUUCGUCCCGCAGGCGUCGAUGGAACAGAUCGCGAACUGUACCUCAAGCACGCUCGCAUCGCCUACCAAAGCCAGACACUCUCGCCACUGCGCAAACACAUCGAUAUCGUCGAGCUGCACCUCACGAACAAUAACUUUGCGGCCAUCCAGUACGAUCGCUUGCCAUCUCUCGCCAUGAACCAAUACGCGCCAGUCUUUGCGACCAAAGACUAUGAACACUUCGAAAAGUAUGUCGAUAAGGUGGCGGGUGGGAGGGCGAGAAUGUCCGGCGCGACACUGCUCCCCAGCACACUGGUGAAGCACGCACUUGACAAAGGGAACGGCGUUGAUGGCACGAAAACCACGUCCGGGAGCGCCAGAUUCAUGGUCCAGCGGAAGAUCGAGGCGCUGCUGCUCAAAACUGCCGAUGGGCAAUGGAAUACCCUGGUGCAGCGACUCCGGGACUCGGGCUCUCUGAGCGAUUCCAUUGCUGUUUGCGACGUCUCCGGCUCAAUGACAUACCCGACUUUUUCCGAUCAGACAACACCCCUCCACUCUGCCAUCGGGCUGUCGCUACUGCUGGCUGAAAUCACGAAACCUCCCUUUGGCGGCGCUUUCAUUACAUUUUCGGCACAGCCUGAACUCGUGCGCGUCGGUGGACCAAAGGACGAACGCAGCUUGUUGGAAAAAGUAAAGCUUAUUGAGAGAAGCAACUGGGGUGGCAACACCGAUUUCGAAGCGGUGUUUCUCAAGCUCAUCCUUCCUAUGGCGAUCGAGAAUGGCCUGAAGCAGGAAGACAUGGUGAAGCAGGUCUUUGUCUUCUCGGAUAUGCACUUUGACGCCGCGCAGCCGCGUGCAGAUUCCAGCAGGUGGUCGGCUUCUUUCGAGCGGAUCAAGAUGGAGUUCGAAAAGGCUGGAUACAAGUUGCCUCGUCUCAUCUUCUGGAACCUUGCGGGUAGCGCUCACGGCGAGGACAAUGGCGUUGCACCGAAACCUGUGGGUGCGUUCGAGCAGAAUACGGCGUUGGUGUCGGGGUACAGUCAAGGGCAGAUGAAGAUGUUUCUUGACAGCGGUGGAUUUGAAGAGGUGGAGGAGGUCAUUGUGGAGACGGAGGGCGAGAAUGGUGAGGUGGUUGUUAAGAAGCAGGAGAAGAAGCAGGAUCCUUUGGAUGUUGUUCGACGAGCCAUCUCUCAUGAUGCUUAUCGUAUGCUGAAGGUCAUGGACUGA